UGAACACUUUUGAACACGAUACGCCAUGAAACGAUAGUUGUGGCGAUAGGUCGCAAUAGGUCGCUGUUCGGCCGAUCUUUGCGAGCACGCUUGCAAGUGACAAAAAAAAUAAGAUAAAAUAGUGCUUUUGAAUCGAAAGAGGAGGAAGCAGAUUUUUCCAAGCAUUAUUAACGGUUUUUCUUAAUUAUGGCUACACCUAAAGUGGACUGGGCGAAAUAUACCGACGAGCAAGAAAGCCUCGCCUCCAAGGUGACAAAUUUGGGUAUAUCUCAACCUACAACACCACCACAAGAAGGAAGCGAAUCGUCGAAAAGCGAUGAAACUGAUGAUCAGAUAUCACCUGCAGAAAAAUCAUUGCUGCAGAAGAUUAUCAGAAAAGGGCUAGUUGAGACCACUAAGGAUAUAGAGAUUCAACGAAAAGAUCCCACAUCCCCUUUGUACAGCAUUAAGACCUUCGAAGCACUCCAUUUGAAGCCAGCACUCUUGAAAGGAGUUUAUGCAAUGGGGUUCAAUGCGCCUUCAAAAAUUCAGGAGACUGCUCUUCCAACCCUACUUGCAGAUCCACCACAAAAUAUGAUUGCGCAAUCGCAGUCUGGUACCGGAAAGACUGCAGCCUUUGUUUUAGCUAUGCUGAGCCGAGUAGACCCCAACAAGGACUAUCCCCAAGUUCUUUGUCUAUCACCUACGUACGAAUUGGCCAUUCAAACGGGCGAAGUUGCGGCAAAAAUGUCUCAAUUUUGUCCAGAAAUUAAGCUGAAAUAUGCUGUUCGAGGAGAAGAAAUUGCUCGAGGAUCGAAAAUCACUAACCAUAUAAUAAUUGGAACUCCAGGAAAAGUUCUGGAUUGGGCUAUAAAGUUCAGAUUUUUUGAUCUGAGAAAAAUCUCGGUCUUUGUUUUGGAUGAGGCAGAUGUAAUGAUUGCCACUCAAGGACACCAGGAUCAGUGCAUACGGAUCCACAAGUUGUUGCCUCGUACUUGUCAGAUGAUGUUUUUUUCUGCAACGUAUGAAACGGCAGUGAUGGAAUUUGCUGAGAUAAUCGUGAGCAAUCCGUUGAUAAUACGUUUGCUAAAAGAGGAGGAAAGUUUGGAGAACAUCAAACAGUACUACGUCAAGUGCAAGAACAUGGAUGAAAAGUACACAGCUAUCACCAAUAUUUAUGGCGUGAUCACCAUUGGACAAGCUAUCAUUUUCUGUCAUACAAGAAAAACAGCCAGCUGGCUAGCAGAAAAGAUGAGCAAAGACGGUCACGCUGUGGCAGUUUUAUCUGGUGACCUGACCGUCGAGCAACGCAUUGCUGUUUUAGACAGAUUUCGAGCAGGUCUUGAAAAGGUCUUAAUUACCACAAAUGUCUUGGCUCGAGGAAUUGAUGUCGAGCAAGUAACAAUCGUUGUGAACUUCGACCUGCCAGUUGACCAAGAACGGCAAGCAGAUUGUGCAACUUAUCUGCACAGGAUCGGGCGAACGGGCAGAUUUGGAAAAUCUGGUAUCGCUAUCAAUCUAGUCGAUUCAUCGCAUGCGAUGCAAGUCUGUCAAGAUAUAGAAAAACAUUUCGGGAAGAAGAUACACUAUCUCGAUGCAGAAGAUGCGGAGGAGAUUGAAAAAAUCGGCGCAUAAAAUAUAGAAUUAGUAUAUACGGUAUAAUAGAUCAUAAAUGUUAUCCUACUUGAAAGACUAUGGUCGAAACUUUUACACUUUGAUAUCAGGACUGUACUUUGUUAUAAGUUGAGAUUAUUGAAUGAUGACGUAUGUUUCAAUUUUACCAUUAUAACAAAACUAUCGGUUACAAAAGAUUUUCUACACGGUAAAUAUUUACGAUACGGCGAUGUAACAUUUCGGGCAACGUUUAGUUUUGUGAUAAGUUAGUUACACUAUAAUUCUAACAGCCGAUUCAGUUGGGUGUGUGAUAUGUUGUGCGAUACGAAUAAUAUAGGUGUAUUGCACAUACGUACGGAACAUUACGUUUAUACUAUUUAUUUUUUUUUCAUGUUAUUACCUGAUGUGAUAAAACUUUUAAAAAGAGCUGUGCUCUGGAAUUAUAGUUUUGUACAAUUUAUUCCAGCUUUACCAUGUCGGAUCUUGCAAGCGGUAUCAUAAAUUUAUUUACAUGGAGUGUGAAUUCUGAAUAAAUGAAUAAAGAUAUGUUUCGUAAAAAA
Messenger RNA from Diprion similis, 2153 nucleotides. RefSeq names its product DEAD-box helicase Dbp80 (gene Dbp80). Bases 187 to 1614 code for a protein of 475 amino acids. NCBI's taxonomy places the organism in Eukaryota, Metazoa, Arthropoda, Insecta, Hymenoptera, Diprionidae. Gene Ontology annotation, biological process: poly(A)+ mRNA export from nucleus. Gene Ontology annotation, molecular function: RNA helicase activity; ATP binding; RNA binding. The record is from RefSeq and is a predicted model, not a curated record. The transcript has 8 exons. Gene Ontology annotation, cellular component: nucleus; cytoplasmic stress granule.